Molecule: messenger RNA, 933 nt
Organism: Colletotrichum navitas
Lineage: Eukaryota; Fungi; Ascomycota; Sordariomycetes; Glomerellales; Glomerellaceae
Product: fungal cellulose binding domain-containing protein
Exons: 2
Coding region: 1-933 (310 amino acids)
Biological process (GO): carbohydrate metabolic process
Cellular component (GO): extracellular region
Molecular function (GO): cellulose binding
Source: RefSeq, a predicted model, not a curated record
AUGAAGGUUUCUGCCCUCCUCGUCGGCGUUGUCGCCCAGGUGGCCUCUGCCCAUUACUUCUUCGACUCGACCUUCGUCAACGGUGCCGCUGGCCCGUCUUUCAAGUACAUCCGCGACUUCACCCGCCCGACCAAGUACAACCCGAUCAAGUUCUCGUCCAACCCUGCUGCGGACAUCCGUGACAACUCUUUUGUCGAUGGCCCCGAUAUCAGGUGCAACCAGGGUGCCUUCACCUCCGCUGGCAAGACUGAGGUUCUGAGUGUCAACGCCGGUUCCGAGGUCAAGGUCCGCCUUGGCGUUGGCGCCAAGAUGCAGCACCCUGGUCCUGCUUUGGUGUACAUGUCCCGCGCCCCUAACGACAACGUCAAGGCCUACGACGGCUCAGGUGACUGGUUCAAGGUGGCCCAGGAGGGUGUCUGCAACAAGGGCGCCGACUUCACCACGACCGCCUGGUGCACCUACAACAAGGACACCAUCGCUGCCACCAUCCCCAAGGACACCCCCAGUGGAGAGUACCUCAUGCGCUUUGAGCACAUCGGUGUCCACCGCUCCCACGUCAACCAGCCCGAGCACUACGUCUCUUGCGUGCAGGUCAAGGUCACCGGUGGAGGCUCCGGCACCCCCGGCCCCACCGUCAAGUUCCCCGGCGCUUACAAGGCCACCGACGCCUACGCCAAGUUCAACAUCUACGGCGGCGUCAAGGACUUCCCCUUCCCCGGCCCUGCUGUCUGGAACGGCGGUAGCUCUGGUUCUAACACCAAGCCCGUCGCUGCCGCCGAAACCCCUGCUGCUGCCGCUCCGGCUACCCCUGCUGCUAAUGCCAACUGCGCCAGUCUCUACGGACAGUGCGGUGGCAAGACCUUCAAGGGUUCCAACUGCUGCUCCAAGGGCUCUUGCAAGGUCAUCAACGAGUGGUACUCUCAGUGCGCUUAG